Messenger RNA from Racocetra fulgida, 3210 nucleotides. The record is from the annotation of a GenBank genome assembly. Lineage: Eukaryota; Fungi; Glomeromycota; Glomeromycetes; Diversisporales; Gigasporaceae.
AUGUCUAGAGAGGAGUUGACUGAAGUUCAAUCACAACAGACAGCGUCGACAUCAACAACUAAGGAGUCGCGAGAAAAUAUACCCACAAAUUCAACUGCUCCCAAAAAGACCGCGUCUUCGACUCAUUCAAGUUUUCAGGGACAACAAUCACAAAACGAACCUAGCUCGACAGCUGAUUCGAGCCAGGAGAUAAAGGCGAAUUUAGUUAGACGUCAGCGUGAGAAAAUGGAUAAAGACAUUUCAAUUCCUAUAAAUGCUUAUCAAGGCGUGUCAGAGAAAGACAUUACUACGACCAACAGUGUUCCUGAUGCGGAUGACAUCCCAUUGGGUGGCUCAAAGAACAUCGUUGGUAGCAGUAAUGUUAAUAAUGGCGUUACUGAAUAUGAUCAAGAAAAUGGAAUUCGGAAGCAGAGUGUCAACGGUAAUUCUCACAGUAUUCCCGCGUCCUCAUCUUCCGCUUCUAUCGCUGGUUCCAAUACGACCACCGUCCAGAACAAUUCUAACAAUCCAUGUUCUAAUGGUACCGGGCCAGCAUACGACGAAAUGCCUCAGAUGUAUCCAAAUUUGAAUGCCAACACUCCCUUCAUACCAGUUUCACCACAAUAUUUUACUCCUGCUUUUUUUUCUAACAAUGGACAAUGUUACUAUGAUCCUCAGUACAGAUUUGGUCGUCCUCCACAAAUACCACCACCAUCUGCUCAACAUUUCGUCAGAUCGAAUAUUUAUCCUUAUCACCCAAUAUCCGUUAUACCUCCUAUUCAUCCAUCUUUUCAGAACCCUCAUUUAGUUCCACCAUCAAUUCCUGUGAGAUAUUUUAGCCCUUCUAGUACUGCGGGUGGUGAUUCUGGUUUUUCUUCCCGAAGAAGCUCUUUAGAUCAAGUCAGAACUCCUGAUUUAGGUCCACAACACACUCCAAGAAUGAAUCAACAAAAGAAACCCAAACAGUUGGAUAAGGCCCUUUGGGUUGGAAAUUUACCGGAUUCUACUACUCAUGAAGAAUUGCAAACUCCCGCGGAUCUAAAGUUAAAAUCAGAAACUUCUUCAGAUUUGGCUUCAGAUCAUACUCCUCCUCCUACUCCUUCUGAAGCAGGUUCUACAGCUUCUUCUAGAUCACGAAGGUCAUCAUUACCUCCGCGACAACGCAUCAGACAGUCUUCAGUUGCUUCGAUGUCUCCUGCUUCGUCAGUUUCAUCUGCAAAACCUUCAUCAGUUAAUAGAUAUUUCAUUCUAAAAUCGUUGACCCAAGAUGAUCUAGAUAUUUCUGUUAAAAAAAAUGUACAAUGGACGCCAAUUGAUGAAGCGGCUUUAGCAGCUUCAUCAUCACGACCUUCAUCAGUCCAAGAAGAUAUAAAAACGAGAUUAAAAAAGUCUCAAGAUGAAGAGAAUGAAGAUUGUGAAGAUGAUAAUAUUCCAUCGAGAAAUUGGGGAAAUACUUUUAAAGUUGAAUGGAUUAAAGUAGAAGUGAAAAUUAGCCGAGAUGGUACUGAAGUUGAACCGAUUGUCGGUGAACGUUUAAUUACAGAAUUCCACAAGACACCACCUUCGACGGUUCCAGCACAAUAUAUGCCUAUCAAUGGUCCUCUAUUAACUCAACCGUUGAAUCUCGAUAAUCAAAGUGUUGAUAGUGACACUAAAGAUCGGAGAGAAUCAUUUUCCUCUCAAAGUGGUGCAUCAUCAUCAGUUCAAACUACUUUGCAACCAAUAGUGGAUCCAAACUUAAUUCAAAACGCUCAACCAACAUUCUUUCCACCACCUAGUUACUGGCAUCCCCAGCAUAUGAUAGUGCCUCCAUUUAGCACUGGAACUUCAGCUCCAGGAUACAUUCCUGCUCAACAAGCAUGGACAACACCUGUUCCCAAAGAUUCAUCAGGAGUCAGUCGUAUACAGCCACCUCAAUCAACAGGUGUGUCAUCAGUGAUGCCUUUGGAACAACAAUAUGUGGAGACUCCUGUUACUCAGCAUCAUUAUCCUUCAGCCCAUGCUCACCAAUUUUAUCCUAAUAAUUCUGGUAAUGCAGUAAUUUCGCAAUAUCAACAAGCACAACAUUAUUAUCGUAACUCUGAAGAACAAUAUCAAGCGACAUCUCAACCACACCAAGAAUCAAAUCCUGAAAAUGUGCCCUACCUGGUCGAUGAACAAAGAAAAGGCCUUGAGGCUACCACUACUGAGACUCAAAAUGCUAAUGAAGUUCAGUCCAUUCAAUCGGACGUGAAUGAUAAACAAGUGUCUGCACCUUCAAAGGCAGUCAUAAAAGCAAAGACUACUUCACCUACUUCUCCAGUUAAUAACAAGAAGAACGGCGCGUCUUCUAAGAAAAAGUCGCUUGAUCCUCAAGAACUUAAUAAUAUGAUUCAAAAUAAAAUUUCUCAACUCGAAACUGAAUCGUCGAUUGAAGACGAAGAAGAAAAAUCCAUUGCAAAGGCUGUUAAAAAGGCAAGCAAGGAAAUGAAAGAAAUUAUCAAUUCUCAAAAUGAUGAUCAGAUGGAGAAAUUUGAUACAAUACAACAAAGAUACAUGGAAUUGUUUCAAGAUAUGAAACGGCUUGAACGUGACUAUGCUAAAAUGAAGAAACGUAAUGAACAACUACAAAAAGAAAAAGAUGCAGGUAAGAAUCAAAGACAUAUUGAUAUGGAUUUUUUGCAAAACAUUUGUCGUGAAUUACAAAAGGAGAAUAAACGCAUUAAGGUUCGUGUUAAUUCUGCAAGUGAACAGCAAAAGCGGGAAGAGUUGUCUAGUAAAUUUGAAAAUACUAUUUGGGAAAUCAAGUCUAAAAUGGAAGAAGAUACCGAUGAAAAAAAAAAGCGUGCAGAAGAUAAUGAACUCCGGGAAAAGCAUUUUAAUAGCGUUGUUCGGUCCAAGGAUCUGGAAUUGCAAUUAUAUGAAGCAAAGCUACAACAACAAAAACAAAUGACUGAACAAGAGACAAUUAAAGUGGAAACAUUUACUAAAACUGAGAUCGAGCUACGUAAACAACUCAACAUUUAUGUUGAUAAAUUUAAACAAGUGGAAGAGACUUUAAAUAAAAGUAAUGAGCUUUUUAUGACUUUCCGUAAAGAAAUGGAACAGGAAAAUUCGGCAAUAAAAGGAAAAUGCGAUACAAUGAAUAAAAAUAUCUUAGAAAUGGCAGAAGAGCGAACUAGAGAUCAAAAGAUUAUUGAUGAUGCAAUGAAAAAACAAGCAAAAUUAGAAAAUUUGUGUAGAGCCUUACAG